Molecule: messenger RNA, 917 nt
Organism: Struthio camelus australis
Lineage: Eukaryota; Metazoa; Chordata; Aves; Struthioniformes; Struthionidae
Source: RefSeq, a predicted model, not a curated record
CUUGCUUCACCUUACCUCUGCCCUGCUGACCUGCUCCUUUUCUCUUUUUUCCCCACUGUCUGCCAGGCAGGGAAAGCCCACAGACUGAGCGCCGAGGAGAGGGAGCAGCUGCUCCCAAAUCUGCGAGCUGUGGGGUGGAACGAGCUGGAAGGGAGAGACGCCAUCUACAAGGAGUUCCACUUCAAGGACUUCAAUCGGGCCUUUGGCUUCAUGACCAGAGUGGCUCUACAGGCAGAGAAACUGGAUCACCACCCCGAGUGGUUCAAUGUGUACAAUAAGGUUCACAUCACCUUGAGCACCCACGAGUGCGCAGGCUUAUCCGAGCGAGACAUCAAUUUGGCCAGUUUCAUAGAGCAGGUUGCAGCUUCUCUAUCCUGACUAGAGAGGAACACAAAGUUCACAUCAACGCCUCGCGUCUCGCCCAGAGCCUUCUCCCCGCUCCAUGCUAGCUGCUGGACCCAAACAGUGUACGCCAUCCAAACCCCCCACCGCAGCUCGGCGUUUCCCUGGAUGGAGGCACUUCUCCUGCACUGGGAAGGAAGCCUCUACUGCUUUGUGUACCACCACCUCUGAUCUUGCCACUUCCGUUUUCAAUCCCGUCUUUAUCUGCGUCUGCAAAUUGCUGAACCCGUGGUCCUUUCGGUAGGCAUGCCUUCUACCAGAAGGAGCAAUGUUACACGACUGCACGAGCCCAUCUUUUCACAGCUUGACCCCAUCCAGGCACUGUGCUCUUGCUUCUUAGCUAUGAGAAUAUGCUCUACCACCUGAAUUUAAGGUGGCUUGUGCCCUCUGGUUAUUACUGUAACCCUUUCUCAAGCAGUAUUAAAAGCGGGCAUGUGAUCUCAUCCCUAUUGUAACGGGCCUUUUAGUAGAGAACCACAUGAAAAUGUUUACAAUAAAGUUCCCAGUUAACCUGA